This is a messenger RNA of Clonostachys solani, 345 nucleotides long. NCBI's taxonomy places the organism in Eukaryota, Fungi, Ascomycota, Sordariomycetes, Hypocreales, Bionectriaceae. The record is from the annotation of a GenBank genome assembly.
UCACUCCUUCAACUGGACAAGAUGCCUCAAUCAAAGAAGAAGGAGAACUCAGAAUCCCCCGAAACAGCUAUUACAGCAGUUACAUCCACUGCGGCCUCCGAAAUACGUCCCGAGGGCUCUGAAUUUGUUCUGCCCAGGUUUGACUUUGAACGUCAUAACCCUUUCGCUCCAAAGGCAUCAUUUUCAUCCGCCGAGAUCAUAGAUCAAAUGUUAAAAGAUGAGGCGACAAUGACUGAGGAAGAAUAUUAUAAGAAGUACCCUUACUAUAAGAAUGACCCUACUAUUAAGGGUGUUUCUGCUGAUGUGGCUAUGGAAUUUUUAAUGGAAAGAUUCGGGUCAAUCUGA